Molecule: messenger RNA, 1683 nt
Organism: Miniopterus natalensis
Lineage: Eukaryota; Metazoa; Chordata; Mammalia; Chiroptera; Miniopteridae
Source: RefSeq, a predicted model, not a curated record
AGUCCCUCCUCCCUGGUCCCCCAUUGGGUCAGUGGUUCCAGCAGCUCUGCCAGUGAGGGACAAAUGGGAAGAGCUGUUGAUUUCCCCCCCUUGGUCAUUCAGAAUUUCCCCACAUAUAUACUGAGAAAGACCCUGCCCUCUCUUCACUUUUUCUCUGGACUUGUCCCUGGGUUGAAUCUGGUCCCCUAGGUGUGGGCAGGGCCAUGGGGGACCUGUUCAUGCUCAGGGUGGCUAUGGGCAUAUGCUAUGCCACCUUCAGUGCCUCUGCCUGGUCAGUGAACAAUUUCCUGAUAACAGGUCCCAAGGCCUAUCUGACCUACACUACCAGUGUGGCCCUGGGUGCCCAGAGUGGCAUUGAAGAGUGUAAGUUCCAAUUUGCUUGGGAACGCUGGAACUGCCCUGAAAAUGCUCUCCAGCUCUCUACUCACAACAGGCUGAGAGGUGCCACCAGGGAGACUUCAUUCAUUCAUGCUAUCAGCUCUGCGGGAGUCACUCACACAAUCACCAAGAACUGUAGCAUGGGUGACUUUGAAAACUGCGGCUGUGAUGAGUCAAAAAAUGGAAAAACAGGAGGCCAUGGCUGGAUCUGGGGAGGCUGCAGUGACAAUGUGGAAUUCGGGGAAAGGAUCUCCAAACUCUUUGUGGACAGCCUGGAGAAGGGAAAGGAUGCCAGAGCCCUGAUGAAUCUUCACAACAACAGGGCAGGCAGGCUGGCAGUGAGAGCCACCAUGAAAAAGACGUGCAAAUGCCACGGCAUCUCAGGGAGCUGUAGCAUCCAGACAUGCUGGCUGCAGCUGGCUGACCUCCGGGAGAUAGGAGACUAUCUAAAGGCCAAGUAUGACCGGGCACUGAAAAUUGAGAUGGAUAAGCGGCAGCUAAGGGCUGGGAACAGUGCCGAGGGCCGCUGGGCACCCAAUGAAGCCUUCCUUCCUAGUGCGGAGGCUGAGCUGAUGUUUUUAGAGGACUCACCAGAUUACUGUAUCCGCAAUUCCAGCCUGGGUGUCCAUGGCACAGAGGGUCGCGAAUGUCUGCAGAACAGCCACAACACAUCCAGGUGGGAACAACAGAGCUGCAGGCGCCUGUGCACCGAGUGUGGCCUGCGGGUGGAAGAGAGGAGAACUGAGGCCAUCAGCAGCUGUAACUGCAAAUUCCAGUGGUGCUGUGUCGUCAAGUGUGACCAGUGUAGGCAUGUGGUGAACAAGUACUAUUGCUCACGCUCCCCAGGCAGUACUUGGUCCCGAGGCAGGGGCAGCACCCGAUAACAGUCCACACGAACUUGCUUAAGUGAAUGAUAAUGGAGGGGGACACAGCUUCUUUCUUGGAGAGAGUAGAUUGGAAAACAAUUGGAAAAUCACAGGAUUGGUCUAUGGUCCUCUUGCUAUCUGCUACACAUAGGACAAUUAAGGCUCAAGAUUAUACAACAUACUCUUGACAGAGCUGAAAUUGGAGCCUGGGCCUCCUAAUUUGGACAGACCCCAUUUCAUCUUCCUACAAGUGACUUCCCGGGCUUCGUAUCCGUACUUUUGCAGCUUCUUUGGUUUGGGAUCCAUGUCCACAUAGACCUUCAAAGUACUUUUCCCUGUUAAGUUUCAGGCCACCUCCAACCUAGCUGUGCUGCUGAGAAUCAGAGGGGAUGGAAGCAAAAAAUGAAAGAGUUCUGUCUGGACUCCUGAAGGAGCAGCC